Funneliformis geosporum is the source of this 152-nucleotide messenger RNA. The record is from the annotation of a GenBank genome assembly. NCBI's taxonomy places the organism in Eukaryota, Fungi, Glomeromycota, Glomeromycetes, Glomerales, Glomeraceae.
CACUAAGAUUAGCGAACAAAAUGAAAUAUCUUGUUCUAAUGAUGAUGAAGAAUACUAUACUGCUGAUGAAGGACCAGAUAAUAUAUUUAAUCGCUAUUGUAAAACUUGUAAGCGUGACUUUAAAUAUCCUUGUAGAUUAAAACAUCAUAAAU